This is a messenger RNA of Mauremys mutica (yellowpond turtle), 19026 nucleotides long. It is a transcript of the gene FAT3, whose product is annotated as FAT atypical cadherin 3. The transcript is spliced from 25 exons. Gene Ontology annotation, biological process: homophilic cell-cell adhesion. NCBI's taxonomy places the organism in Eukaryota, Metazoa, Chordata, Testudines, Geoemydidae. The coding region runs from base 1 to 13671 and encodes 4556 amino acids. Gene Ontology annotation, cellular component: plasma membrane. Gene Ontology annotation, molecular function: calcium ion binding. The record is from RefSeq and is a predicted model, not a curated record.
AUGGAGGUGAAUAUGGGCUGCUGGUCAGGCACAAGACCUCCAUUGUCUUGCCUCACCAUCCUGCUUGUCAAGCUUUUGGCCUGCGUUUGCCAGGGGCUUCAAGGGACAGUACCACUCGGCUUUCACUUUACGCAUUCCAUUUACAAUGCUACAGUGUACGAGAACUCUGCAGCCAGGACCUACGUCAACAGUCCAAGCAGAAUGGGUAUUACACUAUCAGAUCUUUCAUGGGAUAUCAAAUACAGGAUAGUGUCUGGCGAUGAUGAAGGCUUUUUCAAAGCAGAAGAAGUGGUAAUUGCUGACUUCUGCUUUCUCAGAAUAAGAACUAAAGGUGGGAAUUCUGCUAUAUUAAACAGAGAAAUCCAAGAUAACUAUUUAUUGAUAGUAAAAGGGUCUGUCAGAGGAGAGGACUUAGAAGCAUGGACAAAAGUGAAUAUCCAAGUUUUGGAUAUGAAUGAUCUAAGACCUUUGUUUUCACCAACCACUUACUCUGUAACAAUAGCAGAAAGCACUCCUUUAAGGACUAGUAUUGCACAGGUGACAGCAACAGAUGCAGAUAUUGGGUCCAAUGGCGAAUUCUAUUACUACUUCAAAAACAAAGUUGAUCUCUUUUCAGUUCACCCAGCUAGCGGAGUUAUCUCUUUAAGUGGCCGGUUAAACUAUGAUGAGAAAAACAGAUACGACCUUGAAGUUCUGGCUGUGGAUCGUGGGAUGAAACUUUAUGGAAACAAUGGAGUAAGCAGCACUGCCAAGCUUUAUGUUCAUAUUGAACGUAUAAAUGAACACGCCCCAACCAUAAGUGUGGUAACCCACAUACCCUUUCCAUUAGACAAGGAGCCUACAUAUGCUGUUAUUAACAUUGAUGACCUAGAUGAAGGAGCUAAUGGGGAGAUUGAAUCUGUUUCCAUCGUAGCUGGAGAUCCCUUAGAACAGUUCUUUCUGGCUAAGGAGGGAAAAUGGAUUAAUGAGUACAAAAUCAAAGAGAGAAAACCCAUUGACUGGGACAACUUCCCCUAUGGUUACAAUCUUACUCUCCAAGCAAAGGACAAAGGGUCUCCUCAGAAGUUUUCUGCAGUCAAACUGGUCCACAUCGCUAGUCCCAAGAAAGAAAGUGUCCCAGUAAAGUUUGAAAAGGAAGUUUAUGAUGUGUCAAUCAGUGAAUUUUCCCCUCCUGGAGUAGUGGUAGUUAUAGUUAAGUUGGUGCCUGAACCAACGGGUGUGGAAUAUAUAAUAUCUCCUAAUCAGGAUGCUGAAUAUUUUAAGAUUAAUCCCAGGACAGGUCUAAUUAUCACCACUCACCCUUUGAAAAUCAUUGAGAAGGAACUCUAUGAGUUAGAAGUAGUAAACAAAGGCGGUGAUUUAAAAGCACAAGUUAUUGUCAGGUUAGAAGAUUCGAAUGAUCACACUCCAGAGUUCACACAGCCUUCGUACAGCUCCUUUGUCAAUGAAAGUAUUCCUGUAGGAACCAGCGUUUUGUCAGUUUCAGCAUUUGACAAGGACAGGGGAGAAAAUGGAUAUAUAACAUACAGCAUUGCCAGUCUGAAUUCACUGCCCUUUUCGAUAAACCAGUUUACUGGUGUUAUUAGCACCUCUGAAGAACUGGAUUUUGAGUCUUCUCCAGAGAGCUACAGGUUCAUUGUCAGAGCCUCCGAUUGGGGUUCGCCGUACCGUCAUGAAAGUGAGGUUAAUGUCACUAUAUACAUAGGCAAUGUCAAUGAUAACAAGCCGUUGUUUGAGAAAGUGGCUUGUCAGGGAGUGAUUUCAUCUGACUUUCCCAUAGGUGGUCACAUCACUGCUGUAUCUGCAAUAGAUAUAGAUGAGCUAGAACUAGUGAAAUACAAAAUAAUCUCUGGAAAUGAACUUGGGAUUUUUUAUUUAAAUCCUGACUCCGGUGUGCUGCAACUUAAAAAGUCUCUUGUUAAUUCUGGUAUAAAGAACAGCAAUUUUGGCCUUAAGAUCACAGCUACAGAUGGAGAGAAUUUUGCUGAUGCCAUGUUCGUUAACAUUUCAGUAGUACAUGGGAAAGUGUCUUCAAAGACCUUUAGCUGUAGAGAGACUAGAGUUGCUCAGAAGCUGGCAGAGAAAUUGCUCAAGAAGGCAAAAGCAAAUGUGAAGCUGAAUUUGGAAGAUGGCUUCCUUAAUUUUUAUUCGAUUAACAGACAAGCUCCACACUUUGAUAAAUCCUUUCCCUCUGAUGUAGCGGUUAGAGAGGACCUUCCAGUUGGUGCUAGCAUCCUGAAAAUAAAAGCCUAUGAUGCGGACUCUGGAUUUAACGGGAAGGUUGUCUAUACAAUUUCUGAUGGUAAUACAGAUAGUUGCUUUAACAUUGACAUGGAAACAGGGCUUCUUAAAGUUCUUAUGCCCAUGGACCGAGAGAAAACAGAGCUGUAUCUCCUUAACGUUACAAUUUAUGAUUUAGGUAAUCCCCAGAAAUCUACAUGGAGACUAUUGACUGUGACUGUAGAGGAUGCAAAUGAUAACAGUCCUGUUUUUUUACAGGAUAGUUACUCCGUUACUGUUUUAGAAAGCAUGAGUAUUGGUACAGAAAUGAUCCAAGUAGAAGCUAGAGAUAAAGAUCUAGGAUCUAACGGUGAAGUGACGUACUCAGUAUUGACAGACACACAGCAGUUUGCCAUCAAUAGUUCUACUGGAGUAGUAUAUGUGGCUGACCAACUAGACAGGGAAUCGAAAGCAAACUAUACACUAAAGAUAGAGGCCAGGGACAAAGCUGAGAUUGGCCAUCAGCAAUUUUCUGUUGUUCCUCUGAAGGUUUUUUUGGAUGAUGUGAAUGAUUGUUCUCCAGCUUUCAUUCCAUCUAGCUACAGUGUGAAGGUCCUUGAAGAUCUGCCAGUUGGCACUGUAAUAGCUUGGCUAGAAACUCACGACCCAGAUCUUGGUUUGGGAGGUCAAGUGCGUUACUCUUUGGUGAACGAUUACAAUGGACGAUUUGAAAUAGACAAAGCUAGCGGCACUAUCCGCUUGAACAAAGAACUCGAUUACGAGAAACAGCAGUUCUAUAACUUGACUGUGCGCGCAAAAGACAAAGGACGUCCAGUUUCCCUCUCUUCCGUUUCUUUUGUAGAGGUUGAAGUGGUGGAUGUUAAUGAAAAUCUCUACACUCCUUAUUUUCCUGACUUUGCAGUCAUUGGAACUGUAAAGGAAAACUCCCGCACUGGAACAAGUGUAUUGCAAGUGACAGCUCGAGAUGAAGACUCUGGAAGGGAUGGGGAGAUCCAGUAUUCCAUCAGGGAUGGCAGUGGCCUUGGAAGAUUUAGCAUAGAUGAAGAAACUGGAGUUAUCUAUACUGCAGAUGUCCUUGACCGAGAGACAACCAAAUCCUAUUGGCUAACAGUGUAUGCGACUGAUCGUGGUGUUGUCCCACUUUAUGCCACCAUCGAGGUCUAUGUUGAAGUUGAAGAUGUGAAUGACAAUGCCCCUCUGACCUCUGAACCCAUUUAUUAUCCGGCUGUCAUGGAAAACUCCCCUAAGGAUGUAUCCGUCAUUCACAUCCAGGCCCAAGAUCCCGACUCCAGCACCAGUGAAAAACUGACCUACAGGAUUACAAGUGGAAACCCUCAGAACUUCUUCGCUAUCAAUCCAAAAACAGGUCUGAUUACGACAACAUCAAGAAAAUUGGAUCGAGAGCAGCAGGCAGAGCAUUUUCUCGAGGUGACGGUCACAGAUGGAGGCAUCUCUCCCAAGCAAUCUACUGUUUGGGUGGUGGUUCAAGUUCUGGAUGAAAAUGAUAACAAGCCUCAGUUUCCAGAGAAAGUCUAUCAGAUCAAGUUGCCCGAGAGGGACCGCAAGAAAAGAGGGGAGCCAAUCUACAGAGCUUUUGCAUUUGACAAAGAUGAAGGACCGAAUGCAGAAAUUUCCUACAGCAUCGUGGAUGGAAAUGAUGAUGGGAGAUUUUUUAUUGACCCUAAAACCGGGAUGGUUUCUUCCAGAAAGCAAUUCACAGCAGGGAAUUAUGACAUCUUAACAAUAAAAGCAGUGGACAAUGGACGACCCCAGAAGUCUUCAACUGCGCGCCUCCAUAUUGAGUGGAUUAAGAAACCCGUACCCUCACCUGUAUCACUGACUUUCGAUGAGCCCUUCUACAACUUCACUGUCAUGGAAAGCGAUAAAGUGACAGAAAUUGUGGGAGUGGUCUCUGUGCAACCCGCUAACAUACCUUUGUGGUUUGAUGUAGUCGGAGGGAAUUUCGAUAGUUCUUUCGACGCUGAGAAGGGCGUGGGCACUAUUGUCAUUGCAAAGCCCUUGGAUGCAGAGCAGAGGUCAAUAUAUAACAUGACUGUGGAGGUCACCGAUGGAACAAAUGUUGCAACCACUCAGGUUCUUAUCAAAGUAUUGGAUAACAACGAUAAUGGCCCGGAAUUCUCUCACCCGAGUUACGAUGUCACGAUUUCGGAGGACAUCCUCCCUGAUACUGAGAUAUUGCAGGUCGAAGCUAUAGACAGAGACGAGAAACACAAGUUGAGCUACACUGUUCACAGCAGCAUUGACUCAGUCAGCAUGAGAAAAUUCAGAAUUGACCCCAGCACAGGGGUACUAUACACUGCCGAGAGAUUAGACCAUGAAGCUCAAGAUAAGCACAUCCUUAAUGUAAUGGUUCGAGAUCAGGAGUUUCCCUAUAGAAGAAACCUGGCCAGAGUCAUCAUAAAUGUGGAAGAUUCCAAUGAUCACAGUCCCUACUUCACCAGUCCUUUGUACGAAGCCUCGGUGUAUGAGUCAGCAGCUAUUGGAUCUGCUGUUUUGCAGGUCACUGCUUUGGAUAAAGACAAAGGAGAAAACGCAGAGCUUAUCUACACUAUAGAAGCAGGAAACACUGGGAACACAUUCAAGAUUGAGCCAGUUUUAGGCAUCAUCACAGUAUUGAAGGAACCGGACUUGACAACAAUGGGACAGUUUGUUUUGUCAGUCAAAGUAACUGAUCAAGGUUCACCACCACUGUCUGCAACAUCAAUUGUACGCAUUUCUGUGACCAUGUCAGAUAAUUCCUAUCCAAAGUUCACACACAAGGAAUACCAAGCAGAAGUUAAUGAAAAUGUUAAUAUUGGAACUUCAGUCAUUUUGAUCUCUGCAAUCAGUCAGUCUACAUUAGUUUAUGAGGUCAAGGAUGGGAAUGUGGAUGGAGCCUUUACUAUAAACCCAUAUUCUGGAGUCAUCACCAGUCAAAAGCCACUUGAUUAUGAACGCACUUCCUCUUACCAGCUCAUUGUUCAAGCAACUAACAUGGCAGGCAUGGCAUCAAAUGCCACCAUCAGCAUUCAGAUUGUUGAUGAAAAUGAUAACCUGCCAGUUUUUCUCCUCUCCCAAUACUUGGGCAGCAUAAGUGAAGCUGCUCCUAUAAACAGUAUAGUCCGGAGCUCAGCCAACAACCCACUGGUGAUACGAGCCACGGAUGCCGACAGUAAUCAGAAUGCUUUGCUGGUUUAUCAGAUUGUUGAAUCCACUGCUAAGAAGUACUUCACUGUAGAUUCCAGCACUGGCGCAAUCAGAACAAUCGCAAAUUUAGACCAUGAAACCAUAGCCCACUUCCAUUUCCACGUGCAUGUUAGAGAUAGCGGAAAUCCACAGCUCACAGCGGAGAGUCCAGUCGAAGUUACUAUUGAAGUAACUGACAUCAAUGACAAUCCUCCAGUCUUCAGUCAGGCUGUGUUUGAGACAGUCUUGCUUCUGCCCACUUAUGUUGGUGUAGAGGUUCUUAAAGUCAAGGCUACAGACCCGGAUUCAGAGGUUCCACCUGAACUAACAUACAAUCUGAUUGAAGGCAAUGUGGACCAUUUUUUGAUUGAUUCAAGUACUGGAGUACUCACCAUAAAAAAUAAUACUCUUUCCAAAGAUCACUAUAUGCUUAUAGUAAGAGUGUCUGAUGGGAAAUUUUACAGCACUGCUAUGGUGACCAUAAUCGUAAAAGAAGCCAUGGAUAGUGGGCUCCAUUUUACACAAAGCUUUUAUUCCACAUCUAUCUCGGAGAACAGCACUAAUAUCACAAAGGUAGCUGUGGUGAAUGCUGUUGGAAACCGUCUCAAUGAGCCCUUGAAGUAUGAUAUAUUAAACCCGGGGAACAAGUUCAUGAUCAAAUCCACCUCGGGAGUCAUUGAAACGACGGGCAUCCCCUUUGACAGAGAAAAACAAGAGCUAUAUGAGCUGGUCGUUGAAGCAAGUCGUGAACUAGAUCAUCUGCGUGUGGCCAGGGUGGUUGUCAGAGUUAACAUUGAGGACAUCAAUGACAAUGCUCCGGUGUUUGUAGGGCUGCCUUACUAUGCUGCUGUACAAGUUGAUGCUGAGCCCGGUACCCUAAUAUAUCGAGUGACAGCCAUUGAUAAAGAUAAGGGUGCAAAUGGUGAAGUCUCCUAUCUGUUGAAAGAAAACUAUGGGCAUUUUGAAAUUGACAGACAAACUGGUAGUGUCACUUUAAGAGAAGCCUUCAACUCUGACUUAUCUAAUAUAGAGUAUUUAGUUAUCAUCCUUGCAAAAGAUGGUGGUAAUCCAUCAUUGUCUGCUUCAGUAGAACUUCCUAUUACUAUAGUUAAUAAAGCAAUGCCUGUGUUUGACAAGCCCUUCUAUACAGCUUCUGUAAAUGAAGACAUAGAAAUGCACACCCCAAUUCUUAGCAUAAAUGCAACCAGCCCAGAGGGCCAGGGUAUCAUUUAUAUCAUUGUUGAUGGAGAUCCCUACAACCAGUUUAACAUUGACUUUGACACUGGUGUUCUGAGUGUCAUCAGCCCAUUGGACUAUGAAGUAAAUUCUGUUUUUAAGCUGACAGUACGAGCCAGUGAUGCCCUCACUGGUGCUCGGGCUGAAGUCACUGUGGACUUAAUUAUUAAUGAUGUAAAUGAUAAUCCUCCCGUUUUCGAUCACUCGGCCUAUAAUGCCACCUUAUCCGAAGCAUCUUUGAUUGGGACUCCUGUGUUGCAGGUUGUUGCUACUGAUGCAGACUCUGAAAAUAACAAACUUAUACAGUAUCAGAUUGUCCAGGACUCCUUUAACAGCACUGAUUAUUUUCACAUAGAUAGCACAAGUGGCCUAAUCCUGACAGCCCGUAUGUUGGAUCAUGAACUAUUACAGCAGUGCAGCUUAAAAGUCAGGGCAGCUGAUAAUGGAUUCCCACCACUGAGCAGUGAAGUUCUCGUUAGUAUUUAUGUGACAGAUAUGAAUGACAACCCUCCAGUUUUUAACCAGUUAAUAUAUGAAUCUUACAUGAGUGAACUGGCCCCUAGGGGCCAUUUUGUGACUUGUGUCCAAGCUUCUGAUGCUGACAGCUCUGAUUUUGACAGACUGGAGUACAGUAUUUUGUCUGGAAAUGAUCGGACCAGCUUUAUAAUGGACAGCAAGAGUGGCAUUAUAACUCUGUCUAACCAUCGGAAACAGAGGAUGGAGCCAAUGUAUAGCUUAAAUGUCUCUGUCUCGGAUGGAUUGUUCACCAGCACAGCUCAGGUGCAUAUCCAGAUCCUUGGUGCUAACCUCUAUAGCCCCGUGUUUUCACAGAGUAUUUAUGUGGCAGAGGUAAGAGAAAAUGCUGCCCCUGGAACUAAGGUAAUCCAUGUAAAAGCGACAGAUGGAGAUUCUGGUAUAUAUGGCCAGAUAAACUACUCCAUAAUAAAUGAUUUUGCCAAGGACCGAUUCUUAAUUGAUAACAAUGGACAGAUCCUAACAAGUGAGAAAUUGGACCGAGAGAACCCUUUGGAAGGGGAUAUCAGUAUAUUUUUGAGGGCCCUGGAUGGAGGUGGGAGAACAACUUUCUGCACCGUGAGAGUGAUCGUAGUGGAUGAGAAUGACAAUACUCCCCAGUUUAUGACAAUAGAAUACAGAGCAAGUGUCAAAGCAGAUGUUGGAAAAGGUCAUUUGGUCACCCAAGUGCAAGCAUUAGAUCCAGAUGAUGGAGCUAAUUCAAGAAUCACCUAUUCAUUGUAUAGUGAAGCCUCUGUUUCAGUGGCAGAUCUGCUUGAAAUUGAUCCUGACAAUGGAUGGAUGGUCACCAAAGGUAACUUUAACCAGCUGAAAAACACUGUUCUGUCAUUCUUUGUCAAAGCAGUUGAUGGUGGCAUUCCCAUGAAGCAUUCCCUUAUUCCUGUCUAUAUCCAUGUUUUACCUCCAGAAGCUCUUUUGCCUUCCUUUUCCCAACCCCAAUAUUCUUUUACAAUACCAGAAGACACUGUCAUAGGAAGCACCCUUGACAUUUUGCAUGUUUUGCCAAGCCAGGGUGCUGUAUAUAGCACCAUUAAUGGUGAAUUAGCUGAAAACAACAAAGAAGGGAUUUUCAUCAUAGACCAAGACACUGGAAUCAUAAAGCUAGAUAAGAGACUUGACCAUGAGACAAAUCCUGCUUUUCACUUUAAAGUUGCAGCCACCAUACAGCUAGACAAAGUGGACAUUGUAUUAACUGUGGAUGUGGAGGUUAAAGUGUUGGAUGUAAAUGACAACAAGCCUGUGUUUGAAGCUGCCAACUAUGAAGCUGUAAUAAUGGAAGGGAUGCCAACAGGGAUUAAUCUUAUCCAAGUUAAAGCAAUUGAUGCAGACUGGGGUGCAAAUGGGCAAGUCACGUAUACUCUUUCAGCAGAAUCAGAGCUGGACAAGAUCAUGGAAGCCUUCACAAUUGAUGGCAACAGUGGGUGGAUCAGCACAUUGAAGGACCUAGAUCAUGAAAAGAAUCCCACUUUUACUUUUGCAGUGGUGGCUUCAGAUCUGGGAGAAGCUUUUUCCCUUUCAUCCACCAUCUUGGUCUCUGUCACUGUGACAGACAUAAAUGACAAUGCACCAAUCUUUGAACACGAGGUGUACAGAGGAUCCGUGAAAGAGAGUGACCCUCCUGGUGAAGUUGUGGCAGUUCUCAGCACAUGGGAUGAAGACACAUCUGAAGUCAACCGGCAGGUUAGCUAUCAUAUCACAGGAGGGAAUCCCAAAGGGAAGUUCGCCUUGGGACUGGUUCAGAAUGAAUGGAAGGUUUACGUGAAGAGACCACUAGAUCGGGAAGAACAAGACAUUUAUUUUCUGAACAUCACUGCUACCGAUGGCCUCUUUGUAACACAAGCUGCUGUGGAAGUGACGGUCACUGAUGUUAAUGAUAAUAGUCCUGUCUGUGAUCAGUUUGCAUAUGCAGCAUUAUUUCCUGAAGACAUUCCAUCAAACAAAGUCAUCCUUAAGAUCAGUGCCCAGGAUGCAGACAUCGGAUCCAAUGGUGAAAUUCGCUAUUCGCUGUUUGGACCUGGGAACAAUAAAUUUUUUUUAGAUCCAGAAAGCGGUGAGUUGAAAACCUUGGCCCUUUUAGACAGAGAGAAAAUCCCUGUGUACAACUUGAUUGCCAGGGCAACAGAUGGCGGUGGCAGGUUCUGCCAGUCAGAAAUCCAUCUUUUCCUGGAAGAUGUUAAUGAUAAUCCACCAAUGUUUUCUACUGAUUAUUACACUGCAUGUGUCUAUGAGAAUACAGCCACUAAAGCUUUGUUAACCAGAGUUCAGGCCACGGAUCCUGAUGUAGGUGUGAACAGAAAGGUGGUCUAUUCCCUAGCAGACUCCGCAGAUGGUUACUUCUCUGUGGAUAGGUCAUCAGGGAUCAUUAUUUUGGAGCAUCCACUUGAUAGAGAGCUGCAGCCUUCCUAUAACAUCAGCGUAAAAGCAUCAGACCAGAGCCUUGUGUUAUCCCUGUCUUCAUUUGCCACAGUUACCAUUACAGUGCUGGAUAUUAAUGACAACCCUCCUGUGUUUGAGAGAAGAGACUACCUUGUUACAGUGCCUGAAGAUACCUCACCUGGCACCAAAAUACUGGCUGUUUUUGCAACAAGCAAAGACAUUGGUACCAAUGCAGAGAUUACCUACCUCAUCAGGUCUGGAAACGAGAAAGGGAAAUUCAGGAUCAACUCAAAGACGGGAUCCAUUUCUGUAAUUGAAGCCCUGGACUAUGAAAUGUGUAAGGAUUUUUACCUAAGAGUGGAAGCAAAAGAUGGAGGUACGCCAGCCCUAAGUGCUGUUACUACAGUGAACAUAAAUGUAACAGAUGUGAAUGACAAUGCACCAAAAUUUAAUCAAGAGGCCUACAGUGCAGUCAUCAGUGAAGAUGCUUCAGUUGGUGAUUCCGUGAUUAUGUUGAUAGCAGAAGACCAGGAUAGUCCUACCAAUGGCCAGAUUCAUUUUUCCAUAGUGAAUGGUGAUCGGGACAAUGAAUUUUCAGUUGAUCCUGUUUUGGGACUUAUAAAGGUUAAAAAGAGAUUGGACAGAGAAAGGGUGUCUGGAUAUUCACUAGUUAUUCAGGCAAGAGACAGUGGCAUCCCUCCUUUGUCAUCAUCUGUAACGGUCAACAUAGACAUUUCUGAUGUGAACGAUAAUAGCCCUGUAUUUACACCGGCCAACUAUACAGCUGUAAUUCAAGAGAAUAAACCCAUGGGCACAAGUAUUUUGCAGCUGGUAGUGACAGACAACGAUUCUUUUCACAAUGGCCCCCCGUUUACCUUCACCAUUCUGACUGGCAAUGAAGAGGAGGAAUUUAUGUUGGACCCACAUGGAGUUUUGAGAUCUGCAGUUAUCUUCAGGCACAUGGUAGCAACUGAAUACAUGCUCUGUGUGCAGGCUAAAGAUUCUGGGAAGCCUCAACAGGUGUCCCACACUUACAUUCAAGUGCGGGUUAUUGAAGAAAGCAUUCACAAACCAACAGCCAUUCCACUGGAGAUCUUUAUAGUCACCAUGGAAGAUGACUUUCCAGGGGGUGUCAUUGGAAAGAUUCAUGCCACAGAUCAAGAUGUGUAUGAUGUUCUCACUUACACCCUGAAGUCAGAGCAGAAAAGUCUGUUCAAGGUUAACAGCCAUGAUGGCAAGAUCAUUGCCCUGGGAGGGCUAGAUAAUGGCAAGUACACAUUGAAUGUGUCCGUCAGCGAUGGCCGGUUCCAAGUGCCCAUCGAUGUUGUCGUCCACGUGGAACAGCUGAUACAAGAAAUGCUGCAGAACACGGUCACCAUCCGAUUUGAGAACGUUUCCCCUGAAGAUUUUGUGGGGCUCCACAUGCAUGGGUUCAGGCGCACCUUGCGGAAUGCUGUGCUCUCGCAGAAACAAGAUAGCCUGCACAUUAUCAGCAUUCAGCCUGUGGCAGGCACCAAUCAGCUUGACAUGCUGUUUGCAGUUCAGAUGCACACCAGUGGAUUCUAUAAGCCUGCUUAUUUGAUUCAGAAGCUUACCAAUGCAAGGAGACACUUAGAAAAUGUGAUUCGCAUCUCGGCUAUCUUGGAGAAGAAUUGUUCUGGACUGGAUUGUCAGGAGCAGCACUGUGAACAAAGCCUGUCUAUUGAUUCCCAUUCCCUGAUGACCUAUAGCACAGCGCGAAUUAGUUUUGUGUGUCCCCGUUUCUACAGAAAUGUACGCUGCACAUGUAAUGGAGGGCUGUGUCCUGGGUCCAGUGAUCCCUGUAUGGAGAAGCCGUGUCCAGGGGACAUGCAGUGUGUGGGGUACGAAGCUAGUCGAAGACCAUUCAUCUGCCAGUGCCCACCAGGGAAGCUCGGAGAAUGUUCAGGGCACACUUCCCUUAGCUUUGCUGGGAAUAGUUACAUCAAAUACCGGGUUUCUGAAAAUAGCAAGAAAGAAGAAUUCAAGCUGGCUCUGCGUCUGCGAACCUUGCAAAGCAAUGGGAUUAUAAUGUACACCAGAGCAAAUCCCUGUAUAAUUCUGAAGAUCAUGGAUGGCAAAUUGUGGUUCCAGUUGGACUGUGGAAGUGGCCCGGGAAUCCUGGGAAUUUCUGGCAGGACUGUUAAUGAUGGGAACUGGCACUCGGUCUUCCUGGAGCUCAAUCGGAAUUUCACAAGUUUGUCACUUGAUGACAGUUACGUGGAGCGGCGCAAAGCCCCCCUCUACUUCCAGACUCUGAGUACAGAUAGCUCUGUCUACUUCGGAGCCCUGGUGCAAGUGGAUAAUGUCCGGAGCCUGACUGACAAGAGGACAACCCAGGUCUUGAGUGGUUUUCAGGGCUGCCUGGAUUCUGUUAUCCUGAAUAACAAUGAACUGCCGCUCCAAAACAAGCGCAGCAGCUUUGCAGAAGUGGUUGGCCUGACUGAAUUAAAGCUUGGCUGCGUUCUGUACCCUGAUGCAUGUGAGAGGAAUCCUUGCCAGAACGGAGGGAGCUGUACUAGUUUGCCAUCUGGUGGUUAUCAGUGUAGUUGCCUCUCUCAAUUCACAGGAAGAAACUGUGAAUCUGAGAUCACAGUGUGCUUUCCAAAUCCAUGUCGGAAUGGAGGGUCGUGUGACCCGAUAGGCAAUGCCUUCAUCUGCAAUUGCAAAAAUGGACUGACAGGAGUAACGUGCGAAGAUGAUGUCAACGAAUGUGAAAGAGAGGAAUGUGAAAAUGGCGGCUCCUGCAUCAAUGUUUUUGGCUCGUUUCUAUGUAACUGCACUCCUGGGUACGUGGGGCAGUAUUGUGGCCUCAGGCCUGUGGUGGUACCCAACAUACAAGCCGGACAUUCCUACGUCGGCAAAGAAGAGCUAAUAGGAAUAGCAGUCGUCCUUUUUGUCAUCUUUGUGUUGAUCAUCCUGUUUAUAGUUUUCCGCAAGAAAGUGUUCAGGAAAAAUUACUCACGCAACAAUAUCACCCUGGUCCAGGACCCGGCUACUGCUGCUCUGCUCAACAAGAGCAACGGGAUCCAGUUCAAGAACCUAAGGAACAGUGGGGACAGUCGCAAUAUCUACCAAGAGGUAGGGCCACCGCAAGUCCCUGUGAGGCCCAUGGCUUACACCCCUUGCUUCCAGAGUGACUCGCGGAACAAUUUAGACAAGAUAGUGGAUGGCCUUGGAGUUGAGCAUCAGGAGAUGACGACGUUUCAUCCAGAGUCUCCUCGUAUACUAACAGCAAGGCGGGGUGUGGUGGUGUGCAGCGUGGCUCCCAACCUGCCAGCCGUGUCUCCCUGUCGAUCCGACUGUGACUCCAUCAGGAAGAGUACCUGGGACGGCGGUACUGAAAGUAAAGAGGUUGAUGACGCUGAAGAGGUGACCUGUUUUGCCGGAAGUAAUAAAGGCAGCAACUCUGAAGUUCAGUCCCUCAGCUCCUUCCAGUCAGACUCAGGUGAUGAUAAUGCUUAUCAUUGGGACACCUCUGACUGGAUGCCCAACGCUCGUUUGUCUGACAUUGAGGAAGUGCCCAAUUAUGAAACAGCAGAUGGAGGCUCGGUGCAUCAUGGCAGUAACAGGGAGCUGGAAACUGAUUACUACCUUGGUGGCUAUGACAUUGACAGCGACUAUCCUCCUCCUCAUGAAGAGGAGUUUUUAAGUCAGGACCAGUUACCGCCUCCGCUCCCAGAGGACUAUCCAGACCAAUAUGAAACCCUUCCGCCAUCACAGCCAGUCUCAAUGGCUAGCACACUCAGCCCAGAUUGCAGACGGCGGCCACAGUUCCACCCUAGCCAAUACCUCCCUCCUCAUCAGUUCCCCAACGAGAUGGACACUGCUGGGUCUCAGACUGUGAAUGAAUUUAGUACUUUUGCUGUUGUCCCAGGCCAGAGUGUGGAAAACGUUAGUGCAGGUAAGAUGCCCUUAUCCUUACACAACUCUCUGGAUGCCUCCUCAUCUGACAUCUCAGCCAGCUGUGGCUUUGACGAUUCCGAAGUAGCCAUGAGUGACUUUGAAAGUGUGGAGGAGCUCAUCCUAGAUAACGUUCACAUUCCAUUUGUGGAGACCCAGCAUCAGACACAAGUGUAAAGGAGACUUUUUUUCUGGUGGUCAUUUGGUCCAAUUAACAGUAUAAAUACUGAGAAGACAUUUUGGUAAAGAUGUAUCUAUGUAUAUUGGGGAAGGCAGAAAUCCAGGAUAAUCUAUUAACUUGUUCAGAAAUGAUACUGUAUGUGCAGACACAAAGAGACCAGUUAUGUUAAGCUGUAUGCCACAAAAUUGUUACAGACAAUCUGGAGAAUAUGUACCAUCUAUUUAUUACCAAGAGUACACUCACCGAGUUUCUGAGAGGGGAAACGAUUUCACCUUUUAAGUUCCCUUUCUUCACCUGCUGUUUAUUUGGUAUUGUAUUAUUAAAAGUGUUACAAUCUCUCCCUGCAGUAUUAACAAAGGGGAGGAUGAUUCCAAGAGGCACCAUUGCACGACAUUUUAGGUCAGCUAAAGAGUGAAAGAAUUUGGUCAUAUGCAAAACAAUUCCAUUGGUUUUAUUAAAAAAGCAUUUAAAAGACAACUUAUCGACAUGGAUCUCUGUCCAUAAAUAACUAUUUAUUUAUAGUUUUGUUUAUAUAUCACAUCGAAUCCUAGCUUGUGUGCAUAGAGUAAGACAAAUAUAUACAUUAUAUAUUAUACACCAAAUUAGACUAGGUUGGUUGCCAUUAUUCAAACUUACUUUCAGAUGUUUGUGUAUACAUUGAAUUAUGAGACUUUCCAAAUAUUGUGACAUUUAACCCUUGUGAGUUUGACUCACUAAUGGCCAAAUUCUGCCCUUAGAUACACAUGUGUAACUCCCAAUGACUUGUGUACCGAAUGUGGCCACGUAUCUGAGAACGGAACUGAACCUGAACUACCACAUUUUGCUGCUUUUAUUUUGGGCUUCCUUGCAGCUUUUUAACAGCAGUCAUAAUGCUGUCAUAGUCCAGUUAAAUUAGUUUGCAUACGCAUUCUACUAUAAUCUUAAAUUGCUAGAUCAACAACAGUUGAAAAAUGUCCUGCCCUUGAGUUUGUGGAACAGAUCCUCAGCUGGUGUAGUGAAUGGAGGUAUGUUAAUUUACAUCAACAUCAGCUGAGUAUCCGGCCCUGUAUUCCCUCAGAACUCCCAAAUAAUAUUCACAGAGUUAAAAGCACUUUUGUAUAAUACUGUAAAAUGCAAAAACAAGACCUCAGGUUAAUUUUGGCAUUUCACAUUAAUCAUCCAGAGCAGGUUAAAUGCAAUAUGGAAAUCUGUUUUUUCCACUCACUGCAGUAAAAAUCUAUAUGUGCCCUUUACUCAAUGCUGUGAAAAUAUUUUCACUACAGUUAUGAGUAGUUCUACAGCAUUUGUACAUCUCUGUGGCUAUACGUUGUACAUUGAAUAGGAGGAAGUCUCCACUUUGCAUUAAUGUUUUAUUAUCCACAUACUUCCCUAGCAGAACUCAGUCAUUCUGAAAGUUUAUUGGAUAGGUAGAAGUUAUGGAUGAAUGGAUGCUCUAACAGGUUUUUCAUGCUGCUGCCUUAUCCUGUUUCUUGGUCAAAUAAGUUAACUGGAUCGUUUUUAGGAAGAGAGAUUCUCGACUGAACUGAAUUUUACCCAUUCGGUUGUCAUAAGUCAGUCUUAUUUCUUACCAUACAGCUGGUGAUUAUUCACAAGUUGCCUCAAAAGAAAACAGAUGAUUGAGAAUGUUACUUAAAUAGUUGUGUAGCUUGUGACACUUUUAAUAAAACAUGGUCUCUAAACUUUGCAGUGUAACCUGAUAAUUCAGUGCUUCCCUCCAGUAUAUCAUAUAUCAGUAGCAGAUUGGUUUUACUUUGGAUCAUGCAACAAUUCUUCAUUAGAAAACAAUCCAGUUACAGUAUGCAGAGGUACAUAAUUAAUCAAGUGGACUUUAGGCAAGAGAAUGUACUGCACAUACAAGUAUUAUGAAGUAAUUGCCUGCAUAUAGUUCGUGUUCAUUGAAUUUAUGAAUGUCACUUGGUCUCCUCAAAGCAGACGUGCUUCUGUAAGAGUGAUAUGUUCUAAAUGUGUUCAUGGUACAUUUUGAUUCCCUUUCCCUCCCACUCUCCCACCAUUUUUAAAAAAAAUACAGAUUUCAAAUAGAUCAUGAUUGCAAGGAAAAUGAGGGACUUCCCUACACACCAUGAAAUAGUUUGGCUACGGCCAAGGCACAGAUUUAGUUAUGCAGCAUGACCAUGCCUUGCUUACAAAGUUUACAUGGCAGAGAAGUGGUUGCAAGGAAUAGAUUAGUAUUACUUCAAGGAUAGGAAUAUUUGAGUUUUAACAAAUGUAAAAAGCUGCAAGUUUAGCUGUUGUGCAAUAGUUUUAAUGCUGAUAUGAAUUUCUAUGAAUUUAAUACUCUUUUAGCACAUGGCUGUGGCAUACAUGGGGUUUGCUUCAAGUCAACUCUCAAUGUACCACAUUUUGAACUAUUAUGCAAUGAAUUCUCUUUUUGCCCCCAACUAGUUAUUAAAUAUACUCACCAUCUUCAUCUGUAGAAACCAUCUUUGGGUAAUAGAUACACUGGUAUCUAAGUUAUUUUCCUUAUAGGGACAUAUCAAAAGUGUCACAAAGGGAAACGCAAUUGUAACAUAGCAAUUGCCGUACCAGAAAAGACCAAUGGUUCUUACUAAGCUUGUUGCCUCAGUAAUAUCUUGUGGGCAGUGAGUUUGACUGGUAAAAUACACGUAGCUUCAGUAUAUACUUCCUUUUCUGUCUUUUAAAUUUUGUUACCAUUUCAUUUAGUCAAGCACCAAUUUGUUAAUGUGCUAUGGAGAAGGGGAUAUAGGAGCACAUGAUUAACCUUCUCUGUACCAUUCAUGAUUUUAUAUACCUCAAUAUCUCCUCCUCUCCAAACUAAAUAGACCUCCUGUAUUCAGUCUUUCCUCAGACAGAAACCCCGCAAUGCCUGUCCCCACUUUUGUUGCCUUUCUGGUUCUCUUCUAGUUCUUUUCAGUGACCAAACUUGAAUGCAGAUCUCCAGGUGAAAACCUUCCCAAGCAUUACAGCGUGCAAUAACACUCUCACAUUACUUUCUGUCUCCUUGUUAAUACAACUCAGCCUCUUCUUUGCUUUUUUAAUUAAUGGUGUGCUUUAAUUAACUCUGAUAUGAACCAAAUGAGUGCAUGAGUAGGUAGUUUACACUGUUCCAUCCGAUGUAGGUUACUCUGUCGUAUGAUGGGGGGUUUUCUGUUGCUGUCUUCUCAGCUGCCUCGUUAGGCCUUUCCUCAGAAUCCCUGCUAGUCUUGACUAACUCUCACUGUGCCUGUAAAGUGUCACAAUUCACAUUCCUGUAGAUGUCUCCACUACAUGAUAUUUCCCUUCAGAUUCUUCUGUAAAGACUUUUCACAGAACGACUACAAUAUCAAAUGAUGCUAUUCCAUGGCAAAACCACAGUCCUUUAUGAUAAAUACACUCUUCGCUUUUAUUUUUAUUUUUUUUAAAAAGGCAGCAACUACUCAGAAAAUAAAUUCAUAUCUUUAUCAGAAUUUCUUAGGCUGCCAAGAUGCUUGUGGGUCUAACUUACAUGAUGCAUAUGUUCUAUUUUUGACAAAGGGUCAGAUUCUCAUUUACACCAAUGCUCCUUUAAGAGCCUUAAAGUGGGUGUCAAUGCCAUUUACACUGCCAAGACCCUCUAAAGUGGCCCUAGCGUAAAGGAGGAUCUGGCAAACAUGGUGGUUUUUUUUAAUUAUUAUUAACAUUUUGCCUCCAAUUUAUGAGCUUCUGAGGGGAAAAAAACAAGUACUCCUGCUCUGGCUCCUUUACACUGGGUAAAAGGCCAAAGUGGUGUACAGGGACCCUAAAAGUCCCAUAUAAAGGUGGGGGAGGAUUCGCCUGGCACAAGCACUGCAGGAGGCAACCAUAGGGCUGACCUUCCAGGUCCUUUCUCAAGGCAAGGUUUGGAAGACAGGAGCAGCCCAUGGUCAAGAAGACACAAAGGUGGUUUAGAGACCCCAGCUCCACCUGGGCUGCACCUCUCAGAGGCACAGCACAGAAUCUCACCCUGAGCAUGUUUCUUAGAGUUGUUUAACUUUGAUCCUCAACAAAAAGAAUUCUAGCCUGUUAUAAAGCCUACGAUGUGUUACAUGACAAUUGUUGUCAUGCCUCAAUACAAGUUUCAAUGGAAAAGGCAGGUCUAACAGGAAUAGUAUAUAUAUACACACUUGUGUAGCAAGUCAUACUCCUGUUUGAAAAUCAUACCAUGAUAUUUAAACCCCACAACCCAGGAGCGACUCAAGGUGUGGUGGACCAUUACUGUUGAUUACUGCAAUGCUUUCUUUAAAAGGCUGGUGUCAUUCAUAAUUAAGGAAAACAGUUAUUUUAAACCAAUAGAGGAAAUGCAUCUUUGUUAGAUCAAUAUUACCAUUUUAGCCUUUUUUUUAAUUAUUACAUGAGUGAUUAUGGAAGUUAAAAGUUUCUAAAGGGGAGAGAGACUUCUUUAGAUUUGUGAUGGUACAUGCUCUAUGGUAUAGUUCUCUGCUUUUUUGCCAGUUUGCAUCUCUGUCCUCUCAGUACACAUCAGUGAUACAACAAGCCCUAGAAAUUAACAGUAUUCGCAUUACUAUCCAUUGCCUUUAGCCUGUAGUCUGUAAACUUGACCUACAAAGUCACCCAUUAACAGAAGGGGCAUUGAUUUACCUAUAGCCACAUCUUAUGGGGGAGGAACAGGUGGGUGGGCGGGAAAAGAAUAAAACGAAAUUCAUUUCUUUAUGUAAUAACAAAAAGCAAUAAUUACAAAUACGUAGUAUUACGCGAAGGCCAUAACUUGUCGUUACCAGUGUUAAGGAUGCACUUGAAUUGUAUUACGGGAAUGAGAUUGGAACCCUCAGUACUGUAAUUAUACUUCCGUCAUAUGAAUACCUGAAUUGCUACUAUUUAACAAUUUUAUGAGCCCAUACUACUGCUUUUCAGGAAGUGACAAAUGCAUUUGGGAAAUGGAAGCAGUUCUCUUUAAAGCACUGUAUCAGAAAGAUUGUCUUGUAAAUUUUACCUGUUGCAAGCAGGCUGGUUUGUAAAAGAUGUAUGUUUUGGUGUUUAAAAAGAAGUUUAUAAAAAUAAUGUAUAUAAUGGUUUCAAAUUACCAGGCUUUUGUAGAUAUUUGAUGCCAAUCAGGUCGCUUUAAAUUUUUGUUUGAUAUAAUUAAAAGAAAGUCAUCCAAGUUGGUUUAAACUUUUAAGGUAAUGGCAAAAAAAACAACAAAAAAAGUUUUAGAUUUGAAAAAAAUGGUAAUUUUUACUCAUUUCAAAUGUACUGUAACUUUCCUUUUGGUUCAGCUCUUUUCAUUUAACUUUUCUGUUUUUAAGAAGAUGUUUUUUAUUGACUUUUUUUAAAUCAGUGUGUUUUGCACAAAGACUUAGAGACAUGAUUUUUAUGCCAAGUCAAGUAGCUGUUAAAAUACAUCAUUUCUUCAUCGA